Messenger RNA from Mytilinidion resinicola, 1386 nucleotides. RefSeq lists its product as uncharacterized. The transcript is spliced from 4 exons. Bases 1 to 1386 code for a protein of 461 amino acids. The record is from RefSeq and is a predicted model, not a curated record. NCBI's taxonomy places the organism in Eukaryota, Fungi, Ascomycota, Dothideomycetes, Mytilinidiales, Mytilinidiaceae.
AUGGACGCCCCGGAGAAGAAUCUGCACCCCAGCCUCAGCCAGCUCCCGGCCACACUGUCCGUCGCGGUGACGGCAACACAGGCUGUCAGCGACAACUUGGAGCUGCUGUCACGAUUCCGUCGCUGCGGGCAGAUUCUGCAGCGUCCCGAAAUGAAAGGGCUGCGUCCAGAGCGCGUCGCCAGUCCGCCUCAAGCGUCGAUCCAUGCGAGCAUCAAACCUCUGCGACAACGCUGCGCCCAGCGAAUCGCCCCGUCCACGCCGUUGCAGUCCUCCUUCAUUUACAAGGCUGCGGUUCCUGACCCCAUGGCCAUCGCCAAGCCCCGUCGUGGGCGUUGUCCGGUGGUGGUGCAGCCAUUGCGUACGCCCACAAACGUGUUUGCUUGCGAAACCGCGAGCGUCUCCGUCUGCCUCACCGAACUGGAGCCACUGCGCAUCCUCGCCCGGGCCUCGAGACUCAGCCUGCCGUUGCAGCUGCCGUCCUCGGGCUGGUCGCGCAGCUGCUGUACUGACGGAAUGCACAGGUGGAGGAGUCGUCGGCUAGUGCAGGACUCGGUACUAUCCAUCGAAACGCCCGCCAGGGGCCCACAGCGAUCAUGGCGAGAGCUGAUCGCCCCUGCGUCCGUCCAGCGCGAGCGCGAGGCAGCUCUUGCCGCUGGCCAGCGUGGGCUGCUGCGAACUGUCGCCGUCUCGCGGCCUCUCACGUCUUUUGUGCGCUGCCACGACCUCGCAGGCAGGCCCCCGUCCCACGACGUCCCACCCACGGCGACGUGUCCCAGGCCGCCGUCACAAGCAGCGCUUCGCCCGGAGCGGGCCGAGCACUUCACCGUUGGAUCGCACAUCGCACAUCGUCCACGCCAGCACACCAUUGGCAGCUUGCCAGCAGCCCGCGCCGCUAGCCACGGGCUUGACCGAUCGUGCAUGGCGUGCAUCGGCUGGGGCGUCGCGCCAACCGCCUUCUGCUCGCCGGCAGCACUGUGGAAGUGGACGGGCGCUGGCGACUUCAUGCAUCGCAUCCCAGGCGGCUCCCAGCGCGCUGAGGGCGGCUCUCUCCCCCCUAAGGCUAAGCUGUGUGUUCCUGACGCAAUCUCCCACGGCCCCCAACCACGAGCCCGCGCGAAUAGCCUCGCCCAGCACGCCCGGAUCGUGGAGGAAUGCCACUGCAGCCGGAUGUACGCAGGGUGCCAGACGCCCAGCUGCCCAGGACCCUCCGCACCGCCCGCGCCGGGGGCAUGCCGCCUGCCAGCUCCAGCCGCCGUCGAGGUGUGGACGUGGGUGCGUGGUGGAUGCGUGGAGGCCGCCGAUGCUGGUGCUCUGCCGUGGACUGCACCCACCUGCCCUUUAGACCCCGCACAAACGGUGCCGAGCGCUGCUACUGCUGCAUGCUGA